AUGAUAAAAAAGAUAUUUUCAAUACGUUCAAGUAGAAAUGGAACAUCAAAAGGUGAUACGCUUUUACAAGAACAUCAGAGUAAAGAACAUCUAAAUGUAGUGCCCGUCAGUGAAUACCAAAACGGUGCUACCUACUAUGUCUCUAUACAUUCAAAGCUAUCAGAGAUUCCACUGUUUUUGUUUGUUGGAGGUGAUUUGGCACCACCCGCUCUUUUAGCAAAGCAAAGCAGUGCCAACACUCUUUCUAGCAGUAUCAGUAACAGUCCAAGAGUUGGCGAUGGCACAUCCAAUAAUGGAGCAAACACUCUGAGUAUUUCUAAUGGUGGCAGUACUGCUAGUGCAUCACCAAAGCUGGACAGAGCUAAAAAGACAACCCCUGUCAACACUAGCAAUGGAUCGAUUGAUACAACAACCAAACUAUACUAUAAUCCUAAUCUCACCAAGUUGAUCUUGGAUUUCAAUAUAAUCACAUCAGUUCCCAACAUCAUCACACUUCUACCGAACCUUGUAGAGCUAUCACUGGCAUCUAAUUUGAUAAGUGAACUACCGGACUGUCUGACAGAAUUAAAAUCAUUACAAACACUUCAUUUAGGCUUCAAUACAUUUAUGAUAUUUCCAAAAGUAGUAUAUGAAAUUAAAUCACUGACCGCUCUACACUAUGAGUCAAACGAGUUACAAGUAGUUUCACAAGAAUUGUUAAAACUAAAUAAUUUAAAUACAUUGUCACUUGUUGGUAAUCGAUUUAAAGCUACUCCAGAGUUUUUACCAGUUGGUUUGGAUAAAUUGAAUCUCUCUGCCAACGAUAUCACUACAAUCAUUCCCAACUCUGUAUUUCUAUCGGUACUGACCACACUGACGUUGUUAAAUCUAGCAGAGAAUCAACUGACCAAGAUCGAUGAUUCUUUUGUACUAUUAUCAAGCGUAAAAACAUUACUGUUGGAUUGUAAUAUGAUAGGCAAUCUCUCUGGAAGUAUAGUAAAGGGCUGGAAGUCAUUGGAAACACUAUCGAUGCCACACAAUGAACUAACGACAUUGCCACCAGAAAUUGCUUUCUUACCAGACCUAAGAGUUAUUGAUGUAAGAGGAAAUCGGUUCUCACACACCAAGAAUGUAUCACCAGAGGUAUCAUCAAGCAAUACAUUCCAAUUGUUGGAUUUCAUCUCUGACAAGGAGUCAUAUGAUCUACUUAAAGUUACUUUUGAUCUCAACAACAGCCUGCUAGAGAUGGAGAUACAGGCAAAAAACCACUACGAAGAUUCCGGGCAAGAAAAGCCCAUUAAAACAGAGAAUGGAAAGGAACAUCGUCCUUUCAUCAUUUGGCAAGGAACCUAUCCCGAUAAGAUUAUUGAUGGUGUCUACUUGGGUUGUAGAGAGUGUUCAAUCAAUAAGCAAUUCUUGAGAGAGAAUAAUAUUACCCAUAUUUUAACAAUUGCAAAUUUAAAACCAUUGUAUCCAAGUUUAUUCAAAUAUAAAGUAAUUAAUAUAGAAGACGUUGAUUAUGAAAAUAUUUCCAUGUACUUUAAUGAAACCAAUGAAUUUAUUGAUGAUGCCCGAGAUAAUGGAGGUGCUGUUUUAAUUCAUUGUAGAGCGGGUAUUUCGAGGUCGGCAAGUGCUACUAUUGCUUUUAUUAUGUAUAAAAAUAACCUGAGUUAUGAAGAAGCCUACCAAAUCACAGAAAAAGGAAGACCAAGAAUAUGUCCAAACAUGGGUUUCAGAAAACAAUUAAAAGAUUAUGAAACUUUGUUAAAAAAACCAAAAUAA
Molecule: messenger RNA, 1761 nt
Organism: Heterostelium album PN500
Lineage: Eukaryota; Evosea; Eumycetozoa; Acytosteliales; Acytosteliaceae
Gene: mpl2
Product: leucine-rich repeat-containing protein
Exons: 4
Coding region: 1-1761 (586 amino acids)
Biological process (GO): protein dephosphorylation
Cellular component (GO): cytoplasm
Molecular function (GO): protein binding; protein tyrosine/serine/threonine phosphatase activity
Source: RefSeq, a predicted model, not a curated record